GCAUAAGAUUGGUGUUAUUUGUUUUCAUCUUAACCUAACCUAUCUUUCUCCAGUUAACGAACCCUUGAAAAUUACGGACUACGCACCAUCAGAGGAUUCGUAUUACGGCGAAGUUCCUUCGAUUCCAGAUCCUGAGUAACGAUUCGUCGGCGUCAUGGUGUGCGAGAAGUGCGAGAAGAAGUUGGGUCGCGUAAUAACACCCGACCCGUGGAAAUCUGGGGCUAGAAACACGGUAGAAAGUGGAGGUCGGAAAGUCGGGGAAAACAAAGCUCUGUCCACUAGCAAGGCGCGGUUUAAUCCGUACACAGCUAAAUUCGAAACCUGUAAAAUAUGCAGGCAAAAGGUUCACCAGGUCGGAUCUCAUUACUGCCAAUCCUGCGCGUACAAAAAAGCAAUAUGCGCUAUGUGUGGCAAAAAGUUAAUGAGCACUAAAAACUACAAACAGUCCGCCACAUAGAUGGUGCGCAGCAGUGCGUGAUCGGGGAUUAACAAGACAUGAGAAGUAUCGUCAAAAUGAAGUUAUUCUUUACUGUAUUUGAGUCAAAAGAUUUUUUCUUUCUCUCUUUUUCACUUUUGCCAAGGUAUAAGGGAAUAAUCGGAGAGUCUCAGAGUAAUUCAAAAUACGUGCGCAAUUCAAAUUACGAGGUUGUUUGAAUCGUGAAAAAGUUAUUUUAUUUAAUCAAGGUACCGACCUUGUUUUCUUUAUAUCAGGAUGGUGACAGAUUCGACAAUAAUGCACCAUAGAUAAUCGGUUAUUGAAAACUUAAAGGUGUAAAAAAGAUUAUGAAUUAUAUAUAAUAUUUGGGUGCAUUCACACUGCAAUUGUUAUUGCUGUCUUCCUUAUUUUUUUUUUUUGUAAACAAUGAGAUUUAUUUAUUUUGUGAUACAAACAUUUGUUACAUACUAAGCAAUGAUAAUAAUAAUAAUAAUAAUAAUAAAUCAUGAUGUUUGUAUAAAAUUAAAUAAAAUAUACAAUAUCGUAUAAUAUCAUAA
Diprion similis is the source of this 993-nucleotide messenger RNA. Its product is annotated as cysteine-rich PDZ-binding protein. Gene Ontology annotation, biological process: cytoplasmic microtubule organization. Gene Ontology annotation, cellular component: dendrite. Bases 155 to 457 code for a protein of 100 amino acids. The record is from RefSeq and is a predicted model, not a curated record. The transcript is spliced from 2 exons. Gene Ontology annotation, molecular function: microtubule binding; PDZ domain binding. Lineage: Eukaryota; Metazoa; Arthropoda; Insecta; Hymenoptera; Diprionidae.